AUGGUCAACUUAAUCUCCCUCACGCUUCCGCUGGCAUUCGCAACCAUUGCGGUGGCACGUGUGUGCCAGAACCUCACGGUUGAUAUCUCGAUCACGUCGAGGAAUGGCGUCUACAACAUCUCGGCCCCCGAGACCAACGUCGAUGUCACAAACAUCAUGAUCGGCCUCUCGAUUCCAGGACAUGACUUUUCGGCAGAUUACUUCGUCGACUACGCCAACGUCAGCGGCACCUACCAGCUUGCAUCAACAUAUUGUGAACCAGAUUCAGGCCCUGGUCGUGUGCUCCAGAUCCUUACUCACGGCGUUGGCUUUGACCGCAGUUACUGGGACUUCCCAGCCAACGGCUAUAACUACAGCUAUGUGGCCCCUGUUGUUGACAAGCACGGCUACUCGACCUUCUCCUGGGACCGCCUCGGUAUUGCUGAGUCGACGCAUGGCGACCCUAUUAACGAAAUCCAGGGCUGGCUUGAGGUCGCUGCCCUCAAGGCACUGACGGACAAGCUGCGUGCUGGCACCAUCCCACAGGUCGGCUCUACGUUUGACAAGAUUGUCCACGUCGGUCACUCGCUUGGGUCGAUCCACACAUACGCGUUGACAGCAGCAUACCCAGACAUCUCAGAUGGUAUUAUCCUGACAGGCUUUGCGCCAAAUGUAAGCUCUAUCACAGCCCUUUUGCUUGGCGGCGCCUUUGUCCAGGCUAGCGACUACGCCAAGGGGUAUUUCGCGCUUUCGUACGAGGGCGCUAUGGAAAUCUGCUUCUUUGCGCCUGGGAACUUUGACCCGGCUAUCUUGACGUUGGCGUACGACAGCAGCAGGCCGAUAACGGUCGGCGAGCUGUUCACCAUCGGGGGGGAAUUCGGGCAACUCAGUGCGUUUGCGAAGCCCGCUUUCGUCAUCGCCGGUGGUAAGUGUGAAAAAGAAGAAACUCCUCACAGGGAUAUCCCUGGCUGA
This is a messenger RNA of Colletotrichum spaethianum, 951 nucleotides long. RefSeq lists its product as uncharacterized. Bases 1 to 951 code for a protein of 316 amino acids. Lineage: Eukaryota; Fungi; Ascomycota; Sordariomycetes; Glomerellales; Glomerellaceae. The record is from RefSeq and is a predicted model, not a curated record. The transcript is spliced from 2 exons.